AUGACUGAGGCAUUAGAGAGUUCAUACAUCAAGAAAGUCAUAGUUCACCCUUUAGUCCUUCUAUCUAUUUCGGACCAUCAGACCCGUGCAGCGAAAGAAGGCAAACGUGUAGUUGGUGUUCUUUUAGGAUUCAUUCGCCGCGGUGUUGUCGACGUCAUGAACUCGUUUGCCGUUCCCUUUGAUGAAGAUGAAAAGGAUCAAAUAUGGUAUUUAGAUCAUCAAUACUUAGAAACGUUAUAUCGAAUGACUCAGAGAGUCACUGCAAAAGAAGUGUUGGUGGGGUGGUACUCGACGUCAGACAAAAUCAAGCAAUGUGAUAUUCAAAUUCAUACUGUCAUACAAAAAUAUACAGCACACCCGAUCUAUUUGACUGUCGACGUUUCAAAUAAUGUGUCACACGAUUUACCAGUCCACUCGUACGUCUCCGCAGAAUCACUCGCUACAACUCAAAACAUUUUACUCCAACCGGAACUUUCACUUCGUUUUGUCCACAUCCCAACUGACGUCAAUUUCGAUGAGUCUGAAGUCGGCGUCGAAAGACUUCUAAGGGAUUUGCAGAAACCUACUGGAACCGUUUUGAAGCAUGAAGUCCAACUGAAAAUUGAUUCCCUCAAAGCUCUUGAUGAGAAAAUUAAGGUGAUGAGAGAUUACUUGGCCGCGGUAGAGUCUGGGAAGAUCCCCGUGAAUCAAAAAAUCAUUCAAAAUAUUCAAGACAUCUUCAACUUGUCGCCAAACAUUGAAAAAUAUACAGAACAGUUCUCAGUGAACAUGAACGAUGUAAUGGUCACCGUCUAUCUCUCGAGUUUGGUCAAGACCGUCUUGUCGAUUCACGACUUAAUUCGCAACAAGAACGACAACGAAUUUAAAAUGCGACAAGAAGCAGAGGAAAAGAAGAAGGAGAAAGAGAACCCUGAGAAGGAAAAAGAAAAGGAAAAGGAGAAAGAAAAAGAGAGUGAUGGGGAGGAUGAUGACGACGACGAUGACAAAAUCGACAAUGACCAGAUUUGA
This is a messenger RNA of Entamoeba invadens IP1, 1008 nucleotides long. RefSeq names its product 26S proteasome regulatory subunit 7, psd7, putative. The coding region runs from base 1 to 1008 and encodes 335 amino acids. The transcript has 3 exons. Gene Ontology annotation, biological process: proteasome-mediated ubiquitin-dependent protein catabolic process. The record is from RefSeq and is a predicted model, not a curated record. Gene Ontology annotation, molecular function: metallopeptidase activity; protein binding. Gene Ontology annotation, cellular component: proteasome complex. Lineage: Eukaryota; Evosea; Mastigamoebida; Endamoebidae.